AUGCCGCGCAGAAACCACAAAAAGUCGCGGAACGGCUGUUUCGAAUGUAAGCGGCGCCAUGUAAAGUGCGAUGAGAGGCGGCCCAUCUGUGCCAACUGCACUACCUCCGAGCGCGAGUGCCAAUACCUAAGCAGCUCUAAGUUCCUGGUUGCGAGAUCGAUUUCUCCGGCAUUCUCAGCAACGCCAAUUGGAUCUGCUUCCCCGGCAGCAGAAAGCCCGCGGGCGGCUUCCGGUGACCUACCUGUGAAUAUGCUCCAUGUCGAGCUCUUGCACAAUCUGUAUACCAGAACGCAGGCAACAUUCGACCCUACAAGGUCCAUAUCAUGGCUCGGAGAAAUUGUUUCUCACUCGAUUACCGUCCCGUACCUUGUCAACGCGAUGCUCGCCUUCAGUGCACUACAUCUCAGCACUCUUCACCAAGACAAACGCGACUUUUACUACUACCACGCUGCCCAACUCCAAACACACGCUCUUACCAUAUUCAAAGAAACUAACGCCGAAGUCACGGAAGAAACAUGCAUCCCACUCUUCCUAUUCUCCUCUGUACUCGGAGUCCACAUGCUCUGCGAUACCAUGAUUUACCGCGGAAACAACUUUGACAAUUUCCUCACCAGAUUUGUGCACUAUUUUCACCUGCACCGCGGAGUCCGGACAAUAGUCGGAGAAGCAUGGUUCAUGCUCAACGACUCUAUCGUCAAACCCGCCUUCGACAUCGGAAAGGCCCUUUAUACAUCGGACGGGCAUCUAGGGCCGGUUUGUGAGAACCUUCUCAACCUCAUUUCGUCGGCAAAGUUGGGCACCGAACUCACAGCUAUCUAUCGGCAGGCCAUCCAGUACCUCCAAUCGUGUUACAAUGUGGCAAGCCGGGAUGAUAACCAGCAUGCGGGCAUCAAUGGCGCAGUGGCUUGGCCGAUCCUUGUCAAAUUGGAGUUCAGCGAUCUAUUGCAACAGAGGAGGCCCGAAGCGUUGAUUAUCCUCGCUUACUAUGCGACUUUGUUACAUCGCUUUCGGGACUCGUGGCUGUUUGGGGAUUCGGGAAGAGCACCGGCCGAUUCUACGGCAUCUGCGAUGUCUCAAGCAUAUAAUGGCUGGGCUACAGAACAGCGAUAUACCGACGCUCCCAACAAUGCUCUUCCCACACGAAACUCUUCAACACGCUCCUCUUGA
Talaromyces atroroseus is the source of this 1167-nucleotide messenger RNA. RefSeq lists its product as hypothetical. The coding region runs from base 1 to 1167 and encodes 388 amino acids. Lineage: Eukaryota; Fungi; Ascomycota; Eurotiomycetes; Eurotiales; Trichocomaceae. Gene Ontology annotation, molecular function: DNA-binding transcription activator activity, RNA polymerase II-specific; zinc ion binding. The transcript has 3 exons. Gene Ontology annotation, biological process: regulation of transcription by RNA polymerase II. The record is from RefSeq and is a predicted model, not a curated record.